Tricharina praecox is the source of this 330-nucleotide messenger RNA. RefSeq lists its product as uncharacterized. Gene Ontology annotation, cellular component: PAM complex, Tim23 associated import motor. Bases 1 to 330 code for a protein of 109 amino acids. The transcript has 3 exons. Gene Ontology annotation, biological process: protein import into mitochondrial matrix. Gene Ontology annotation, molecular function: ATPase activator activity. The record is from RefSeq and is a predicted model, not a curated record. NCBI's taxonomy places the organism in Eukaryota, Fungi, Ascomycota, Pezizomycetes, Pezizales, Pyronemataceae.
AUGUCGACUGUCAUUUUGAUUGGGUGCGGUGUGGCCGGUGCUGCUAUCGCGGGAAGGGUCGGACUACAGGCGUUCAAGCGCUACAAGGCCGGAGCCGGAGGUGCUGUCGGUACGCUCGGGAAGCAGUUCUACAAGGGCGGAUUCGAGAACCGGAUGAACAAGCGUGAAGCUGCGUUGAUCCUGCAGAUGAGCGAACGGAACUUGACGAAGCCCAACAUUCGAAAACGACAUCGCGAGCUCAUGCUGCUCAAUCACCCGGAUCGUGGCGGCAGUCCGUAUCUGGCCGGAAAGGUCAACGAGGCAAAGGAGUUCCUGGAAAAGAACUCAUAG